Molecule: messenger RNA, 1467 nt
Organism: Limulus polyphemus (Atlantic horseshoe crab)
Lineage: Eukaryota; Metazoa; Arthropoda; Merostomata; Xiphosura; Limulidae
Exons: 4
Coding region: 1-1467 (488 amino acids)
Biological process (GO): carbohydrate metabolic process
Cellular component (GO): extracellular region
Molecular function (GO): chitin binding; hydrolase activity, acting on carbon-nitrogen (but not peptide) bonds
Source: RefSeq, a predicted model, not a curated record
AUGGCUCUGAACAGUGGGAAGACGUAUACCAAUACAACCUAUGGGGAGUUUCAGUUUCACUUAAAUCCAGUAAGCAGGCAAAAGCGGGAGGAAGAUUUUGAAUGUCCUGUACCCGAUGGAUUAUUUGCUGAUCCUGCCACCUGCCGGCGUUUCUACAUAUGUUCUGGAGGCUAUCCUUUCAGCCAAACAUGUCCUCCUCCUCUUUACUUUGAUGAUGUUAAGAAGUUUUGUACCAGAAAAAAUAAAGAAUAUACUUGUGGGCCAGUUGAAUUAACCACCUCAGAGCCAACAACACCAGAUCCACUGGUGGCUCCAAAGUGCGACACUUCGCAAUGUCAACUCCCAGACUGCUUCUGUAGCUCCGAUGGUACCCAAAUUCCUGGAGGACUGAAUUCCGAAGAAACGCCACAGAUGAUCUUUUUGACAUUUGAUGGAGCUUUGAACUCUUUGAAUUAUUAUCACUACCGAGGAGUUCUAAAGGAAAACCGAACGAAUCCAAACGGCUGUCCUAUCAAAGCGACCUUUUUUGUGUCUCAUGAAUACUCUAGUUAUUUUUACCCUCAAAAAUUUUACUCCGAAGGUCAUGAACUUGGUGUUCAUUCUAUUAGCCACCGUCUUCCAGAAGAUUGGUGGUCGAAAGCUUCGUAUGAGAAUUGGACCGAAGAAAUGGUUGGACAAAGAGAAAUCCUUAUUAAGUUCGCGAACGUUUCCCGUGAUUCUGUUCUUGGCAGUCGGUCUCCUUUCUUGAAACCAGGUGGAAACAACAUGGCCACUAUGAUGUUCGACUAUGGUUUUGUGUACGAUUCCUCUAUUGUUGUACCUCAAUCGAAGACGCCUAUUUGGCCGUACACCCUGGAUUACCAGAUUCCUCAUCACUGCCUGUCUGAGACCUGUCCCACUCACUCCUUCCCUGGCAUCUGGGAAAUUCCCCUGAAUACGAUGUAUAGUGAAGAUGGCACAGGUGGACUAUGUGUCCUUGCUGACCAGUGCGUCCUUCCGAAUGACGAAAAGUUGGUCUUUGACUUCCUUAUGGAAAAUUUUCUUCGCCACUAUAAGACUAACAGAGCUCCUAUGGGACUUUUCUUCCAUGUCAACUGGUUUAACGAAAAAAUUAAAAUUCGAGCACUUAAUAAGUUCAUCGACCACCUUUUGGAAAAUUAUCGAAAUGUAUGGUUUGUCACUAUGCAGCAGGUCCUCCUGUGGAUGAGAAAUCCUGUCACUAGCAAAGAAGCCAGCAACAAAUAUAUUCCCUGGGCGUGUGAGAAACCCAAAAUUUCUUGUAACAUCCCAAAAACAUGUGCUGUCCCAUUCAGCAAGAACCGACCUUAUGAUGUGCGUUACAUGCAGACUUGCAUGAAAUGUCCUGUCCAGUAUCCUUGGGUUGGUAACUUUGAAGGAACCAAUAAUGGUCAAAAGAUUCUUGAUUUAACUGCUGGAGCAGAAAAUGAAGCCCUUAGAAAGAAAUAA